Alligator sinensis (Chinese alligator) is the source of this 6853-nucleotide messenger RNA. It is a transcript of the gene ATP9A, whose product is annotated as ATPase phospholipid transporting 9A (putative). NCBI's taxonomy places the organism in Eukaryota, Metazoa, Chordata, Crocodylia, Alligatoridae. The record is from RefSeq and is a predicted model, not a curated record. Gene Ontology annotation, biological process: endocytosis; phospholipid translocation; retrograde vesicle-mediated transport, Golgi to endoplasmic reticulum. Gene Ontology annotation, molecular function: ATP hydrolysis activity; magnesium ion binding; ATP binding. Gene Ontology annotation, cellular component: trans-Golgi network; plasma membrane; endosome. The transcript is spliced from 28 exons. Bases 1 to 3081 code for a protein of 1026 amino acids.
AUGCCGCUGUGUUGUGAGUGCCUGAGAUGUUGCGGAAGAAGAGACCCAAGGCCUCGUACAGUUUGGCUCGGCCAUCCAGAAAAAAGAGACCAGCGGUACCCUCGCAAUGUGAUCAACAAUCAAAAAUACAACUUCUUUACAUUUCUCCCUGGGGUGCUGUUUAACCAGUUCAAGUAUUUCUUCAAUCUUUACUUUUUGCUUCUGGACUGCUCUCAAUUUGUUCCUGAAAUGAGGCUUGCUGCACUUUACACGUAUUGGGUUCCCCUGGGGUUUGUUCUUGCGGUUACCAUCAUCCGAGAAGCAGUGGAGGAGAUCAGAUGUUACAUGCGCGACAAGGAAGUAAACUCCCAGAUCUACAGCAAGCUCACAGCAAGAGGAACCGUGAAGGUGAAGAGUUCUAAUAUCCAAGUAGGGGACCUUGUCAUUGUUGAAAAGAAUCAGCGAGUCCCUGCUGACAUGAUCUUCCUGAGGACGUCAGAAAAGAAUGGAUCCUGCUUCCUUCGCACUGAUCAACUGGACGGUGAGACAGACUGGAAAUUACGUUUGCCAGUUACCUGCACACAGAGAUUACCAACAGCUUCUGACCUUCUUCAAAUUCGAUCCUACAUUUAUGCAGAAGAACCUAAUAUUGACAUACACAAUUUUGUGGGGACCUUUACCAGAGAGGACAGCGAUCCUCCAGUAAAUGAAAGCUUAAGCAUAGAAAACACCCUCUGGGCCAGCACAGUGAUUGCUUCAGGUACUGUUGUGGGCGUUGUUCUUUACACAGGGAGGGAGCUGCGCAGUGUUAUGAAUACUUCAAAUCCACGAAGUAAGAUUGGGCUAUUUGACUUGGAAGUGAACUGCCUGACCAAGAUCCUGUUUGGAGCUUUAGUGGUGGUCUCGCUUGUAAUGGUGGCUCUCCAGCAUUUUGCAGGCCGGUGGUAUCUUCAGAUCAUCCGAUUCCUCCUCUUGUUUUCAAACAUCAUUCCUAUUAGUUUACGUGUAAACCUGGACAUGGGGAAAAUAGUCUAUAGCUGGGUGAUCCGUAGAGAUUCCAAAAUUCCUGGGACAGUGGUUCGAUCCAGCACUAUUCCAGAGCAACUCGGAAGGAUCUCCUAUUUGCUUACAGACAAAACAGGAACUCUCACGCAGAAUGAGAUGGUUUUCAAACGACUUCACCUUGGAACAGUAGCUUAUGGUCUGGACUCUAUGGAUGAAGUACAGAGCCAUAUAUUUAGCAUAUAUACACAGCCACAAGACCCCCCUGCUUUGAAAGGGCCCGCUCUAGCCACCAAAGUACGGAAAACCAUGAGCAGCCGGGUUCAUGAGGCCGUGAAAGCCAUUGCCCUCUGCCACAAUGUGACGCCAGUGUACGAGUCUAAUGGCGUGACGGAUCAGGCUGAAGCUGAGAGACACUAUGAAGACUCAUGCAGGGUGUACCAGGCUUCCAGUCCAGAUGAGGUGGCCCUCGUACAGUGGACAGAAAGUGUAGGCUUAACUUUGGUUGGCAGAGAUCAGUCCUCCAUGCAACUGAGGACACCUGGUGGGCAGAUACUAAACUUCACCAUCCUCCAAAUCUUUCCAUUCACUUAUGAGAGUAAACGUAUGGGAAUCAUUGUUCGGGAUGAGUCAACAGGUGAAAUCACUUUCUACAUGAAGGGAGCGGAUGUAGUUAUGGCAGGCAUCGUGCAAUACAACGACUGGCUGGAGGAAGAGUGUGGUAACAUGGCAAGGGAAGGCCUGAGGGUUCUUGUUGUAGCCAAGAAGUCCCUGACUGAGGAGCAGUACCAAGAUUUUGAAGCACGCUAUGUCCAGGCAAAACUAAGUGUGCAUGAUCGCUCAUUGAAGGUGGCCACAGUGAUUGAGAGCCUGGAAAUGGAGAUGGAGCUUCUGUGUCUGACUGGAGUGGAGGAUCAGCUUCAGACAGAUGUCAGACCCACCCUGGAAACCCUAAGAAAUGCUGGCAUUAAGGUGUGGAUGCUGACAGGGGAUAAGCUAGAAACAGCUACAUGUACAGCAAAGAAUGCACAUUUGGUAACCAGGACCCAGGAUAUUCACAUAUUCAGACUGGUGACCAACCGUGGAGAAGCCCACUUAGAGCUGAAUGCGUUCCGUCGGAAGCACGACUGCGCGCUUGUGAUUUCUGGUGACUCAUUAGAGGUGUGUCUGAAAUACUAUGAGUAUGAGUUUAUGGAGUUGGCUUGUCAGUGUCCAGCAGUGGUCUGCUGCCGAUGCGCCCCAACGCAGAAGGCCCAGAUUGUGCGCUUGCUCCAAGAAAGAACUGGCAAACUGACCUGUGCAGUAGGUGAUGGAGGAAAUGAUGUCAGUAUGAUUCAGGAGGCUGACUGUGGUGUUGGGGUUGAAGGAAAGGAAGGAAAACAAGCAUCCCUGGCAGCAGAUUUCUCUGUCACUCAGUUUAAGCACUUGGGCCGGUUACUCAUGGUGCAUGGAAGAAACAGUUACAAAAGAUCUGCAGCUCUCAGUCAAUUUGUGAUCCACAGGAGCUUGUGUAUCAGUACAAUGCAGGCUGUUUUCUCCUCAGUGUUUUACUUCGCUUCAGUCCCUCUCUACCAGGGCUUUCUCAUUAUCGGGUACUCCACAAUCUAUACGAUGUUUCCAGUGUUCUCGCUAGUUCUGGACAAGGAUGUUAAAUCUGAAGUUGCCAUGUUGUACCCCGAACUCUAUAAAGAUCUUCUUAAGGGACGACCUUUAUCCUAUAAAACAUUUUUAAUAUGGGUCUUGAUAAGUAUCUAUCAAGGUAGUAUCAUUAUGUAUGGAGCACUUCUGCUGUUUGAAUCUGAAUUUGUUCACAUCGUUGCUAUUUCCUUUACAUCUUUGAUCCUCACCGAGUUGCUGAUGGUAGCACUAACAAUCCAGACAUGGCAUUGGCUUAUGAUAGUGGCAGAGUUGCUCAGCCUCUCCUGCUAUAUAGCCUCGCUGGUCUUCUUACAUGAGUUUAUUGAUGUUUACUUCAUUGCUACCUUGUCGUUCUUGUGGAAGGUCACAGCCAUCACGCUGGUGAGCUGCCUUCCCCUCUACGUCCUGAAGUACCUGAGACGGAGAUUCUCGCCCCCAAGCUACUCAAAGCUCACUUCAUAGGGCUCAUCUGCUUAGGAAGCAGGCGUUUUGCACACUCCUGAGAGACAAAAAAAAAUCACGUAUUUGUUCUAACAACAACUACAACUGAUAAUUGCAUUAGGAUCAUGCAGUAACUGGCAUUAUGUGCUGCUUUGAUGAAAAAGACUUAACUGCAGUAAGUAAAACCUAACAGAAAAUGGAGUAUUUGGGUGAAGGUGAAGGCACUUGGUAGUUUCUUCAGUUUUUGUAACUUUUUGUUUUGUUUAGUUGGGGUCAGAUGCAUGUAACUGCAAUGAUUAGUUGUUCAUGCGUAAGAUCAAAGUAUCUGAAAGCUGCUAAAUAACUGUUUAUAUGUGGUGAACUCCUUUUUUAGUUUAAUUGGGUUUUUUAAGUGUCUGUGAGGUUUCUUGCAUUGUACUAUGUUUUAUAUUGUUAUUUAUCUGCUCAGUUCAGGUAAGAAAUUCAUGGGGAUUCCCUUCAUAUAGAUGAUUAUGCUGUUUUCUGGCAGCUGACUACAGGUUGGAGUCAGACUGUUCCAGGUGUAGGGCUCCAAAGUUAAGGAUAUUUAUCCAUAAGUGAAAAAUUGAACCUAGCCAAGCAUGUGUGGGUUUUUUUGUUUCUUUUUUUAAUUCAGUGAAAAUGAAAGAGCUGAACUCAGUGAAUGCAGUGUGUUUUGACGGUGUCUAACCAGUCAUAUGCGCAGAGAAGGAUUAUUGAAAAAAAAGGAAAAUUCCAUUUUGUUUAGCCUUUGUGCUUCCUGGUAAAAGGAACUGGUGACAUACAAAUAGCUAUACUGGAUACUUAUACUAUAAAGGCAAAUUACUAAAAUUAAAGCAAAGCCUUUUGGAAGGAAAUUUGCAGCUGAUCAGCUUUUAAAUGUGUCGACAGUAUGAUAAGAGACGCAUAAUAUUCUGCAGGCAAUGUGGCAGACAUGUCUUGAAUCCUUGGAGACCAAAAGGAAAGGUCACAGAGCUGCUACUCCUCACAGUUGCAUAAAAAUCUGUUUCCUGUUAGGAUGAAUUAAUAAAGAUGAGCUGCAAAUAAGCCUAGGCGUGUGUGCAUUUGCACGUGCGUGCACGCGCGCACACACACACACACACACACACACACACACACACGCACGCACAGUUCAUGACGCAUACAGAGAAAGGCAAAAGUUCCACUGCUAUUGGAAUGGUUUAAAACUGGACCUUAUCUAAGAGGAGACAAGUCUUGAGAGCUUGCAGAAGUUGAGCCAAUGCAACCUAUAUUUGCUCUACACAUCAGUCUAGCAUGAUUUUUUUUUUUAACUUGGGGUGGUUUUUGACCCAUGUUUUAUUUACAAAAAGCCUUCAUUGCAGCUGGAGACAAGAGCGUGUGCUUGGAAGUCUCAGGAAGAUGGCAGGGAGCUAAUGGAGCCUUCAGCUGCUGGCUCCUUGGGUCAUUCAUGGCUCAGCUUUAGUAACAGUCAUUCUCAUCUAAUACUGUUUAGUCUGUAAUAAGUGAGUUGUUUGAUCUCUGUCUGUCCCGUUCCUAGUGGAACAGUGUCUCCACUUCAUAAAAACCACCACAGUAAGCUGGCACUAAAUGGCACCCUUGUUGGUAAGCUAAGCAGACAGGCCAGGAAUGAGUGAUCCAAGUAGUCUGAACAUCCUACCUCCCCCACCCCCUUGUCUCUAGAGGCAGUCUCCCUAGGUCUGGGUGACUGUUCACUUUGGGAGCAGCAGGCACGCGCUCUCUGCUGUACCUUUUUGAAGGAUUGCCAAGCUCUGUUUCCAUUGCUGCAAAUUUGGUGCUUUGACAGGCACUAAAAUGAUAAAUAAAAUUCUCUGGUGUACAAACCUGAAUGCAAAAUUGGAGCAGUGUUUAAAAUGAGAGCUAGUCUGCAGUGACCCACACCUCCGUCUUUGAUUUUCAGCUAUAGAAAGCUGUAGUAUUACUGUAUGUAACUGGCUCACUUUGCUAUGAAGUCCACAGUCUCUCUGCAGAAAGUGCUGCACAACCUGGCAAACCUCCCCAGAGGUAGGGUGGGUAAAUGCAGGUCCAGCGAAGGACCACAUGAAGCAAGUCUGGAAACCCCAAGGAGAGGGGAUAGCAUGUAUACCACUCACUUCACAGCAUAAAUGACUGAAAAGUGUGCACAGGCAGACAAGGUUCUUUGGGUGAAAAGUGUGCACACACUUUGCAAAAACUCAUAAAGCCCUGCCUGUGGAAAAUCACUCUGGAGGGAGCCAGCUUCCCCGGGGAGAUGUGUGUAAGUCAAAGCAGUGUCUGGGACAUUCCCAAGGGGGUGUGAGUCAGGAGCUGCCACCUUUCCGUUCUGUGGAGCCAAAGGCUCUGUAAACCCUUGCUGAAUCUGGCAUGCUUUCAGGGUCCCCCAACUUUCUAAUAGCCUGCUUCUCUUAGGAGCCGUGCUAGUACCUUGCUAAUCUGUCAAGCCCUGCCAGCUUCUCUGAGGCUCAAAGUAUAUGGAGCAAAAGCUGGUUCUUCAGUGAGAAACAUACUGGGUUUGUAAGACAGCAGUUCAGCAUUACCCUCUCCAGAUCAGUAGUGCUGCCACCCCACUGAGCUAAGCUGUAGGAAGUACAACAGGCUUUAGAGAAAAAGGUGUGGAGCGUGCACUGUUGGCUCUGUUUCCCUUCCCAUGUGUUUUACGGCCCUUCUGCACCUUCGUCCCUACUCCAUUGCUCCCCUUCAUGCUGUGGAAGGAAAUACAAGGUCGUAGGUGUUCAGUAGGUUCUAUGUAUGGCCAUUUUGCUAGGGUAUAAAUGAAGGAUUUAGGUGGCAGUACGAGAUGGGAAAUGCAGUCUCCAGCACUGCUGGUUACAAUAGUCUACUUUCUGCAUGCUUGGUUUGGAGUGUUAUGUUUCAAGGUCCACAAGGAAUAAGAAUGGCAAAUGCUUUUUAAUGGAAAACAGUGGCUUUUUUGUGCUACAUUGUUUUGAUUUGUCUUUUCUCUGGUACUGCAUAAAAGCAGAAUACUGAGAAGCCUAUCAGCUAGCUGCCAUAAUCAUUUCAUACUCUGUUUUAAAAAUUCACCUUAGAGCCUCCUUACAAACUUUUUCCAAAAAAAAAAUUCUACUCUAAAUGUAGAUAUUUAUCAUGGGUUUUGGAGGGCAGCUUUAAUAUCAUAAACCUCAGAGAGGAAAUGCAAUGUCUAAAAAGUCCUCUUGUGGAAGAAUUGGGUUAUUGGCUUUUUGUAAAUUAUACCUGUUCACCCAAAAGAUUCUUAAUGUUGUCCUAAUUGUGACUUGUUGCGGUAACUGGAUAAUGUCAGUCUUGCAAAUGCUGUAGUAUUCCCAGACCACCAGUACUUAUUUAGUAGAUUUAAAUGUAAUAAUCAAGAAAUUAUUUUUAGCAGUUUAGUGUGGCUGACAAUUCAAGUCUCUUGUCCGUUGAAAACACAUGACAGUAUAUAUCUCUGUAAUAAUCUUAUCCCCAGUAGAUGUAUAUCGGUAGUUAAAUGUCCUGCAAGACUAACAGUGCCAUGCUACUGUAUGUGAAUUAUUUGAAGCAUAUAUAUGGUAGAAUUCACUGUCUCCUGGAGUCAAAGCAGUUUACACUAAAUGGACCAUAUUAGCAAAAUUGGAGCUUAUGCCAACAAAUAGUGAUUUGUUAUUUUUAUAACGUUUAUUGGCACUAUAACCUUAAAAAUAAAAUUCACAUUUAGCAAUAUUGACAAAUAAUUAUGAGCAAAACCUAUUCUCACAGAAAGCUAAUAUUGUUUAAUAGCUAGUUUCUUGUGCAGACUUAUUUGGCUGGGAAGUAUUCCUCAUUCAGCAUAAGUUGUAUUUUUAAAGCAAUCGGGAAAAGU